This is a messenger RNA of Sungouiella intermedia, 1713 nucleotides long. Lineage: Eukaryota; Fungi; Ascomycota; Pichiomycetes; Serinales; Metschnikowiaceae. The record is from the annotation of a GenBank genome assembly.
AUGUUCAGUACUCGCCCAAUGUUGCGAACUGCGCAAAUGUUCAGAGCUGCGGCAAGCAAGGCUACCAAGCCACUGCUGGCGUCCGUGUCGAGUCGUUUGUUCUCGACCAGUCCUAGAGCAUUCAAUGCGGUGCCAAAAUCUUCUCCAGGUGUCAUCAAGAAGACAUUCAGAACUCUCACUGCUGUGACUGUGUUGACGUUGGUUGGUGCUGCUUCAUACUUGAGUUAUAAGGUACACCUCGAGUCCAAUCCUGCCGAACAGGUCAAGCAGACCUCGACAUUUGAAAAUGGUCGUAAGAAGAAGACCUUGGUCAUUUUGGGUUCUGGUUGGGGUUCUAUCUCCCUCUUGAAGAACUUGGACACCACUUUGUAUAACGUGGUUGUCGUUUCUCCUCGUAACUACUUUCUUUUCACCCCAUUGUUGCCAUCUUGUCCUACCGGAACCGUCGAAUUGAGAUCCAUUGUCGAGCCUGUCAGAGCAAUCACCAGAAGACGCCCUGGAGAAGUUAUCUACUUGGAGGCUGAGGCUACUGCAAUUGACCACGUUAACAACAAGAUCACUAUUAAGCAAUCCACCACCGUUCACUCCGGCCAUUCCGGUAAGGAUACCAGUUCGGCCAAAUCUACUCUUAGUGAAGACAUUGUCACUUCUUUGAACUACGACUACUUGGUUGUGGGUGUUGGAGCCCAGCCUUCUACUUUUGGAAUUCCAGGAGUUGCUGAGCACUCCACAUUCUUGAAGGAAGUGAGUGACUCCAUCCAGAUCAGAAGAAGACUUAUGGAUAUCAUUGAAGCUGCCAACAUCUUGCCAAAGGAUGACCCUGAGAGACAGAGAUUGUUGUCUAUUGUUGUUUGUGGUGGAGGUCCUACUGGUGUGGAAGUUGCAGGUGAAUUGCAGGACUACAUUGACCAGGAUCUCCGUAACUGGAUGCCUGAGGUUGCUUCCGAGUUGAAGGUUACCUUGGUGGAGGCUUUGCCAAAUGUGUUGAACAUGUUCAACAAGAAAUUGGUGGACUACACUAAGCAGGUUUUCCAGGACACAAACAUUGAUUUGAGAACAAACACCAUGGUCAAGAAGGUGGACGACAAGGCAGUGAUUGCCCAGACUAAGGACAAAGAUGGUACUGCCCAAACAGUGGAAAUUCCAUAUGGUAUGUUGAUCUGGGCUACUGGUAACGCCCCUAGAUCUUUUGUUAGAAACUUGUCCUCCAAUAUCGAGGAACAGAAGAACGCUAGAAGGGGUUUGCUUGUGGAUGACAGAUUACUAGUGGACGGAACAGACAAUAUAUUCGCUUUGGGUGACUGUACCUUCACCAAGUACGCUCCUACCGCUCAGGUUGCCUUCCAGGAGGGUAUCUUCUUGGCUGGUCACUUGCAGAGAUUGAAUGAAAUCGAGUCCUUGAAGUACAGAGUCGCCAACCCUCAAGGCGAGGAGCACGUCGACAGAUUGUCCAAGAAGUUGGUCAAGUUGGAGUCUUCCUUGGAGCCAUUCAAGUACAACCACCAGGGUUCAUUGGCAUACAUUGGAUCUGAAAGAGCUGUGGCUGACUUGGUGUGGGGUGACUGGUCCAACGUCAGUUCUGGAGGUACCUUCACCUACUUGUUCUGGAGAUCGGCUUACAUCUACAUGUGUCUUUCUGUCAAGAACCAGAUCUUGGUGUGUCUUGACUGGGCCAAGGUGUCGAUGUUCGGUAGAGACAUCUCCAAGGAGUAG